AUGGUGCAUAGACAACAUGAAGAUGUCAUGGCUUAUCGCUUCACACUCGCAACGAGUACUGAAUCGGAAUUCAUCGCCCGCGAAAUGUCACAUAAAGAGAGACAACUCCUCUGGCUUGAUAAGGAAUACCCCGAUCCUUUCUCGAGAAUCGAUAUCAGCAUGCCAUUGCAGUAG
Sclerotinia sclerotiorum 1980 UF-70 is the source of this 174-nucleotide messenger RNA. RefSeq lists its product with no specific name. The record is from RefSeq and is a predicted model, not a curated record. Lineage: Eukaryota; Fungi; Ascomycota; Leotiomycetes; Helotiales; Sclerotiniaceae. Bases 1 to 174 code for a protein of 57 amino acids. The transcript has a single exon.